Messenger RNA from Scaptodrosophila lebanonensis, 1353 nucleotides. It is a transcript of the gene Rpt3R, whose product is annotated as 26S proteasome regulatory subunit 6B. The record is from RefSeq and is a predicted model, not a curated record. Gene Ontology annotation, molecular function: proteasome-activating activity; ATP hydrolysis activity; ATP binding. Gene Ontology annotation, biological process: proteasome-mediated ubiquitin-dependent protein catabolic process. NCBI's taxonomy places the organism in Eukaryota, Metazoa, Arthropoda, Insecta, Diptera, Drosophilidae. The coding region runs from base 17 to 1207 and encodes 396 amino acids. The transcript has 2 exons. Gene Ontology annotation, cellular component: proteasome regulatory particle, base subcomplex.
CAGAGUCGUAGAAAACAUGGAAAUUGAUCAGAAAUUCUCAAAGUCCGAUGGUCUGGACAAAAAUGAUCUGUACGUUAUUUAUAAGAAACUACUCAUGGAGCUGGAGUUGUUAAAGGUACAGGAAGAUUAUAUCAAGGAGGAGCAGCGCAAUCUAAAAAAGGAGUUCAUUCAUGCUCAAGAAGAGGUGAAGAGAAUCAAAGCAGUCCCACUUGUUAUUGGGCAGUUCUUGGAAGCAGUUGACCAAAACACUGGCAUAGUUGCCUCAACGACCGGCUCCAAUUAUUAUGUACGAGUACUGUCGACAAUUGAUCGGGAACAGCUUAAACCCUCUGCUUCAGUGGCCCUUCACAAGCAAAGCAACUGUUUGGUGGAUCUAGUCCCACCCGAAGCAGAUAGCACCAUAUCCAUGUUGCAGCCAGACGAAAAACCCGAUGUAAAGUAUUCGGACAUUGGAGGCCUCGAUAUACAAAAACAAGAGAUUCGUGAAGCUGUUGAGCUUCCGCUAACACAUUCUCAGCUCUACAAGCAAAUUGGAAUUGAUCCCCCACGAGGAGUUCUUCUUUAUGGUCCUCCAGGAUGCGGCAAGACAAUGCUUGCUAAGGCUGUUGCCCACCACACCACGGCUGCUUUUAUACGUGUUGUGGGGUCGGAGUUUGUGCAAAAGUACUUAGGUGAGGGACCCCGUAUGGUACGUGACCUUUUCCGUCUGGCCAAACAGAAUGCUCCAUCGGUCAUCUUUAUUGAUGAAAUUGAUGCCAUUGCCACGAAACGUUUUGAUGCCCAGACAGGGGCUGAUCGCGAGGUGCAGCGCAUCUUGUUGGAGCUGCUAAAUCAAAUGGACGGUUUUGAUGAGACUACUAAUAUCAAGGUGAUUAUGGCUACUAACCGCGCCGAUACCUUGGAUCCAGCUCUUCUGCGCCCUGGUCGUUUGGAUCGUAAGAUCGAAUUCCCACUGCCAGAUCGUCGUCAAAAACGUUUGGUCUUCACCACAAUAACUUCAAAAAUGAAUCUCAGCGAUGAGGUCGAUUUGGAGGAUAUAAUAGCACGUCCAGACAAGAUUUCCAAUGCUGAUAUAAAUGCCAUUUGUCAAGAAGCUGGUAUGCAUGCUGUUCGCGAAAACCGUUAUGUGGUGGGGCCUAAGGACUUCGAGAAGGGCUACAAGGCUAGCGUUCGCAAAGACGAGGCCCAACUUGAAUUUUACAAUUAAAAUUUUAAAUUACUUGUAUCGCACAUCAAAAUUAUAAAUCACCAUUUCAUUCCAUUUUUAUACACUGCGAUAUUUGUUGUAGCCUUUUCAACAUAUAAAUCCGAUUCCAAUAAAAUCACUGCAGAAAUUUCAGUUUUCAUAGCUAA